Messenger RNA from Meloidogyne enterolobii, 270 nucleotides. The record is from the annotation of a GenBank genome assembly. NCBI's taxonomy places the organism in Eukaryota, Metazoa, Nematoda, Chromadorea, Rhabditida, Meloidogynidae.
AUGAAUUUUAAAACAUUUUUAUUAUUUCCAAUUUUUUGUUGUUCUUUCCUCCAUUCAUUUCUUGAAUCUUCUGCUUGUUUUGGUGGAGGGAUUGGUGGUUGUGGCAUAAAUCCUUGGGGAGGAUUUGGAAGUUUUGGGUGUGGAUGGGGUGGUGGAGGAGGAGGGGGAGGAAUGUUUGGGGCUAGCGAUUGGAAUUUUGGAAUUGGAGGGUAUCCUGCUUAUUCUGCACCCAUUAUUGGAGCUUAUCCUUAUUCUACAAGUAAAUUUUAA